Scylla paramamosain (green mud crab) is the source of this 1476-nucleotide messenger RNA. RefSeq names its product UPF0547 protein C16orf87 homolog. NCBI's taxonomy places the organism in Eukaryota, Metazoa, Arthropoda, Malacostraca, Decapoda, Portunidae. Bases 174 to 842 code for a protein of 222 amino acids. The record is from RefSeq and is a predicted model, not a curated record. The transcript is spliced from 5 exons.
CGCGCAACACGGGUACACACGCUCGUGCUGCAGGGGCUGACACAACCCAUCCAGCCAACACCAAGGCAGCAGAAAGCCCUUGGACACACUGCACAUGACGGGAGGGAGACACGUGCUGACACAGGGAAGGCCGCAGCGGGGUUAGACCAAGUCAAAUUAGCCCACAACCGUCAAUGAGUGAGUCCGUGAUGCCUCCUAAAGGGCUCGGAAAGGCGGUCAGCAAGAAGUGUCCCGACUGCAAGAAACAGGUUCCUGUGGCCACAAAGCAUUGCCAUUGUGGACAUCAGUUCUUUGAGGAGCGCAGGAGAUCCACUGCAUCCAACGCCUCAGAAAUAGAAGAAUUGGAGGAAGGCGUGCAAAAGGACAUGAAGCCCAGCCGGGGGGCUGCCUCAUCCAGUGCAGGUGGUGGGGCAGUGGGUAUUGGAGCUGGGGGUGGCAAGACAGAGCUUGGGUCACCUGCUCCUGAGGGAAAGCGACGCAGUGAGAGAGUCAAGAGAGAGAAACCAAACUUCUAUGAUGCUUUGGAAUAUGAAAAUCAGAUGAGAAAGGCUCGCAAGGAGAGGCAGAAGGAGGAUCCCCCACACCCCACUGGCCGCGUGAAGAGGGAACGCAAGGUGAAAAACAACUCAGAACCAGAAGAGGAAGAAGAGGAGGAACCUGUGAAGGAGAAGAAAAAGAAGAAGAAGAAGAAGAACAAUAAUAAUGGGGAGAAGAAGGAGGAGGACUUGGAUGAAGACAUCAUGACUGGUAUCAGCCCUGAGAAAGAAAGGCAAUACUCCAUCGUCCUCUCUGACAUCAACUUCAAGCUUGGGCUCAACAACCCUAAAUUCAUCAAGAUAUAAAGCCUCUCAAGUUUCCAUAAUCCUUCAAUACGAAUAUGUCUGCUGCUUCAUGUGUACAUUUUUAUCAAGUUGCUAUAGUGGAACCUCUCGCUGUAUUCACUUUGGUAUAGACCUCAUUCAUGCACUUAUUUCCAUUUAUCUGCAUCCUAGUAUUUGAUAGUUGCUGAACUUAUUACUAUAAUGAGAUAUAAAGUAAGUCUUCGCCAUUAAGUACGCAUCACCAUGACCCAUAAUUGCAAUGUCGUUUCAUCAUCCAUUACCCAUUGUAAAUACAUACACGACUCCCCCAACACUUUUAUGUUUAGAGCUUACUGGUGAAGGUAAAGGUAGGUGUGUGCUGCAGGUAUUGUGGCUGCUGCUUCAUCCCAAAUAGUUUUUAUUUUUUUAAAUAUUUACAUCAUCUCUGCGCUGUAUUUAUAAAAGUAUUUGAAUUUAAUGUAGUGCAGAAUUAUUGAUGACUUUGACUUCAGAUUUCUGGUAAGCAAUCAGAUAACUUAAGUAAUAGUACUUAGUUAGGAAGCAGUUCUUAGUACUGCUGCAAACCAUCUAUGGAUAAGAAAAACUAGUACAAAUGAGUCAAAAUAUAAAGAUACUGUUAUUCUUACGUACGUAGAAUGAAUAAAGGAUAAGUGUG